Ixodes scapularis (black-legged tick) is the source of this 12022-nucleotide messenger RNA. RefSeq names its product neurobeachin (gene rg). The coding region runs from base 299 to 9400 and encodes 3033 amino acids. The transcript is spliced from 56 exons. Gene Ontology annotation, molecular function: protein kinase binding. Gene Ontology annotation, biological process: intracellular protein localization. Lineage: Eukaryota; Metazoa; Arthropoda; Arachnida; Ixodida; Ixodidae. The record is from RefSeq and is a predicted model, not a curated record. Gene Ontology annotation, cellular component: membrane; cytosol.
AGAUUAUAGCGCCGCAGCACACACCGGAGCAUUAGAAACAAGUUCUAAUUAUAUUAAAUGUUUUAAAAGUAUAAAAUAUUAAUUAAAAAUGAGUGAAGUUGCAAAUUUUAGAUUUAGCGUUAAAAGUUAAUCGUCGACGAUAUUAUUUUCUGCGGGUCUGCGAUUGAAAGUCGCUCUGCUUUAAACAUGGCGGAACGCCAGGGUGGGAGGUGGAUACGCCUUUUUCGGUGCAUGUAGUGUCUAGUGAAAAACAAAUUUGUUUCCCCAUUUCUGUGUGACAACGUUUCCGUCUCGAAACAUGGAUGCGCCGGCGGACGCAACGAUGGCCCAGGCCAAACGGCCCGAGGAUGUGAUCAGGAUGCCUUUGAACGACAAUCUGAAAUUCGCCGUGCUCAUCGGAUUCGUCGAAGUUGGGCAGGUCUCCAACAAGGAGGUGGUCAACACAGUGCUACAUCUGCUUGUUGGUGGUGAAUUUGACAUGGAGCUAAAUUUCGUCAUUCAGCAUCCGCAGAACAUCCUCCACAUGUUGGACCUGUUGGACCACUGCCCGUCUAGCCUCCAGGCUGAAGUUUGGAGUGUCUUUAUUGCCAUCCUGAAGAAGAGCAUGAGGAACCUGCAGGCUUGCACUGAGGUUGGGCUCAUUGAGCACAUCCUGCAGAGGUUCUCGCAGGUGGAAGAAGUUGUGGCUGACCUAGUAAUCGAAAUGUUGGGUGUGUUGGCAAGCUAUAGCAUCACAGUGCGGGAGCUCAAACUGUUAGUUGGAUGUAUGAAGGCCACCGGUAGCAAAUGGCCAAGGCACUCUGUGAAGUUGAUGUCCGUCCUACGCCAAAUGCCUCACAGACAGGGCCCAGACUCGUUCUUCAGUUUCUCCGGCAAGAAGGGAGCGGCGAUUGCUCUACCGCCUCUGGCACGAUGGCCCUACCAAAAUGGCUGGACGUUCUACACCUGGUUCCGGCUAGACCCGAUCAACAGUGUCAGCAUUGAGAGGGAAAAGCCGUUCCUUUACUGCUUCCGUACAAGCAAGGGAGUAGGCUACUCUGCGCACUUUGUGGGGAACUGCCUCAUCUUCACAUCCAUGAAGGUGAAAGGGAAGGGUUACCAGCACUGCGUCAAGUACGAGUUUCAGCCAAGGAAGUGGUACACGGUGGCCAUUGUGUACAUCUACAAUCGGUGGAGCAAGAGCGAGAUAAAGUGCUUUGUCAACGGCCAGCUUGCGUCUUCCACGGAGAUGAGCUGGUUCGUCAGCACAAAUGAGCCGUUCGACAAGUGCUACAUCGGCGCUGCCCCCGAGCUGGACGACGAGCACGUCUUCUGCGGCCAGAUGUCUGCCGUCUACUUGUUUUCCGAGGCCUUGACCGCCCACCAAGUGUGUGCCAUCCACAGGCUCGGCCCUGGAUACCAGAGCCAGUUCAGGUUCGAAGGGGAGAGUAUGACCCUCCCCGAAAGCCUGAAACGCGUGCUGUACGAUGGGAAGCUGUCGAGCGCCAUGGUGUUCAUGUACAACCCCAUGGCCACCGACAGCCAGUUGUGUCUGCAGGCGGCGCCCAAGGGCAACGUCUCCUACUACGUCCACACACCGCACUCUCUCAUGCUUCAGGACGUGAAGGCGGUCACCACGUAUUCCAUCCACAGCACCCUCAACUCGAUUGGGGGCAUCCAAGUGUUGUUUCCUCUGCUUGCUCAACUAGACUACCCCAUGGGCCUGCUGCCCUUGCCGGGCUCACAGGACAAGAAACCCACCAUUUGUGCAACGCUGAUCGGAUUUAUCUGUGAGAUGUGCGAGAGCAGCAGCACAGUGCAGCAGCACAUGAUUCAGAACAAGGGUUUCCUGGUGGUGAGCUACCAGCUCCAAAGGGCAUCCCGAGAGCACAUCACGGACGAGGUGCUGCACUCGUUUCUGUCGCUCACCAAGCACCUGCUCACAGUGUACUCCAGCAACGGGGAGCUGCUGCUCAAGCACUUGCUGGACCACAUCCUCUUCAACCCUGCUCUCUGGAUCUACACACCUACGAUUGUUCAGACGAAGCUGUACACCUACCUGGCAACGGAGUUCCUGGGCGACACCCAGAUCUACAACAAUGUGCGCCGCGUCAGCACCGUCCUGCAGACCAUGCACACCCUCAAGUACUACUACUGGGUGGUGAACCCUCGCAACAAGAGCGGCAUCACCCCCAAGGGCCUGGACGGCCCUCGUCCUAACCAGAACGACAUCCUGUCAAUCCGAGCCUACAUGCUGAUCUUCCUCAAGCAGCUCAUCCUCAAGGGGAACGGAGUCAAGGAGGACGAACUGCAGAGCAUCCUCAACUACCUCACCACUGUCCACGAGGACGAAAACCUGCACGACGUUCUCCAGAUGUUGAUGAACUUGAUGGCUGAGCACCCCGCCUCGAUGGUUCCAGCGUUUGACUGUAAGAAUGGUGUGAGGGCAAUCUUCAAACUUUUGGGUUCCACGAACGAAAGCAUUCGACUCCAGGCACUCAAGCUGCUUGGCUACUUCCUUAGUAGGAGCACCCACAAGAGGAAGCAUGAUGUGAUGACACCGCACAACCUGUACAUGCUUCUGGCAGAGCGGCUUCUGUUGCAUUCGGACCACCUGACCAUGGCAACCUACAACGCCCUCUAUGAGAUGCUUACGGAGCACAUCUCAAACCAGAUUCUCUACACCAAGCACUCUGAGCCAGAGUCACACUACCGGUUGGAAAACCCAAUGAUCUUGAAGGUGGUGGCUACACUAAUCCGUCAGUCAAAGCCCUGCGAAGAGCUCAUCGAGGUGAAGAAGCUGUUCCUCUCCGACAUGACCCUCCUCUGCAAUAACAACAAGGAGAACCGAAGGACGGUGCUCCAGAUGUCGGUGUGGCAAGAGUGGCUGGUGGCCAUGGCCUACAUCCACCCGUGCAACGCGGAGGAGCAGAAAAUCUCGGACAUGGUGUACGCCCUGUUCCGAAUGCUGCUUCACCACGCCAUCAAGUACGAGUACGGCGGCUGGCGCGUCUGGGUCGACACACUCGCCAUCGUGCAUUCCAAGGUGUCUCUGGAGGAGUACAAGCUGCACUUUGCCCAGAUGUACGAGCACUUCGACCAGCGACGGGUGGACCACAUCACAGAUCCGGCGGUGCGCCGCCAGCGGCCCAUUAGCACCAUCUCGGGCCUGGACCGGUGCCCGCCGCCGGAGCAGGAGUGCGCCAGCCAGCCGUCCCGGGAGGCCCCGCCCCGACCGGACAUCGUCCAGGUCCGGGAGGGGGAGAGGGGGGAGGAGGAGGAGGAGGAGGAGAGGGGCAACGUGACGUUCCCGUCCAUUGUGCCGUCCACGCCGAGCCAGGUCCCCGACCCGGUUCCCUCGGAAGACGUUGUCCCAGUUGUUGUCGAGAGCUCGGAUGUCACAGGAGCCGCGUUGCCAGGCCCAGCAGUCGUCUGUCCAGACGUGAUACCAGUCCAAGAGUCCACCAAGUCUUUGUCGGAAGAGAAGAGGCCGUCACUUCCACCGGCGGACGGCAGCUCCCCGGUUUCGGACCUGUCCGGCGGAGAACAGGGUGCGUCGCCGGACGUGGUCCCCCAUCCCACAGAUCCGACGAAGGCCCACGCUGCUGAAGAGGCGGCUCGAGAAGACGCAGACGAGAAGUUGCCCGGCGAACCCGCGGAGUCUCCCGUCGAAGACGCAGACGUCGGGAGGAUGGAGGGUGUAAUUGGAGAGGAGGGUGAUGCCAAGAGGGAAUGCAUUCCAGAUGCGGCGGAGAUGUCGGAUAGCAAUAAGGACGACCAAUCAGCGUCGACAGACAGCGUCUCGGCAGAGAGAGAAGAGCUGGCCGUGGGCGAGGGUUCCGCGGAGUGCGAGGUCUUCGAAGACGCUCAGGGUGACGACGGCAGCGAGGCCUCGGAAGAAGCCGCUCUUCCGGAGGACGCCGCGGAUGACGCCGCGAUCGUCUCCGAUCACGGCGGUCACGCCGAUAAGGCCGACUCUACCGAACCUCCUCUGCAAGAACGACCCGAACAGAAAGCAGAGGAGGGGAGCACCGAGGUCAAUUCUGUCGCACGGGACGAGACGGAAGAAAGCGAGUCGCGGACGAAGAGCGCGUCUCCCGUGGAGGGACCUUCUGACUCGCCGGCAUCUGUUGAGAGUGCGGACGAAACAAGCAGCACGCGGGAAGUGGCGAGCCCUGCCCAGAGUCCGGAGAAGCUGUCGAGUGAACCGAUGGGCAGCCACCUUCCGUCCAUUGUAAACCCAACCGAGGAAUUGGACGUCCCGCUUCCGCCACCUGCCGACGACCCUCUUCCGCAAGAGGGUGUUGUCGUGGCGACUGCCGUCGCAGAGAAGGAAGAGCCGUCGUCUUUGGACGCCAUUGAAGACGGGAACGAAGACGAUGGGGAUGAUCGCCUGGAAGCAAAGCGAACCAUCGAGCAGACAAACCUCUUGAAUGCGGAGGCCAGCGGGGAUGCUGCCGUGAUUUCGGAGAGCGAUGCGGAGGAGGAGGCUGCCGUGGAGAUUGGCGGGAUCAGCACGAUUGAGGCCCAGGUGGAGAUAGAGCGAAGGCACAUGGCCGACCUCGGGUUCAGCACCACGGCGCCAAUGGCGGAAUCUGCAUCGGAGGAGGGAGCCCAAGAAGCGGGCGUGGUUCGCCGCGCGAGGAGUGCGUCGCAGACAACCGUCGAGAAAGCGGUGCUCGCGCCGACGCGACCCAAGUCUGUGGAGAUGGCGCCCGGGACCACUUCAGGCUCCGCGUCGGCGGGGAGGCAGCUGUUCAGCGCGGGCCCCUCGCGGCCGCCGUUCCGAAUCCCCGAGUUCCGCUGGUCUCCCAUCCACCAGCGGCUACUGUCUGACCUCCUCUUCUCCCUGGAGACGGACAUCCAAGUCUGGCGCAGCCACAAUACCAAGACUGUGAUCGACUUUGUGAACAGCGGUGAGAACGCCAUCUUCGUCAUCAACACGGUGCACCUCAUCUCCCAGCUAGCAGACAACAUCAUCAUUGCGUGCGGAGGACUUUUGCCUCUGCUUGCUUCGGCAACUUCCCCAAACCACGAACUGGACGUGAUAGAGCCGACCCAGGGCAUGGCGAUCGAGGUGGCGGUGGCCUUCCUCCAGCGGCUGGUGUACAUGACGGACGUGCUCGUCUUUGCGUCCUCGCUGAGCUUUUCUGACCUGGAAGCGGAGAAGAACAUGUCCAGCGGAGGGAUCCUGAGGCAGUGCCUCAGACUGGUGUGCACAGCGGCGGUGCGCAACUGCCUGGAGUGUCGUGAGAGGAGCUGCCCGUUGACCCCCGUGACCCCCCUGACCCCCCAGACUCCGACCAGCCGGGACCCACUCCGUCCCAACCCCAUCCACGCCCUCAUUGGCGGCGUGCAGCCAUCAGCAAAGAACAUUGUGGAGAACCUUGGCGGCCAGAGCAGCCCGAUCCGGGAUCCGGAGAAGCUGUUACAGGACAUGGAUGUGAACCGAUUGCGAGCUGUCAUCUACAGAGACGAUGAGACCAAACAGGCGCAGUUCCUGGCGUUGGCUGUGGUUUACUUCAUCUCCGUGCUGAUGGUGUCCAAGUACCGCGACAUCUUGGAGCCCCCCUCCUCCUCCUCUUCUUCCUCCUCUUCGUCGUGCUGUUCCGCCAACCAGCAGCAGCAGCGCGCCGAAGGGGGACACACGCACCACCACCACGCCCCGCCCAACUCCGCCUCCGCGGCAGGGCCCGUCCCGCGCUCCGCGGCGGCGGCCGCUCCGCAUCAGCUGGGACCCUCCUCCGACGGAACUGCCCAGCAGGCACGGGUCGAGGCACAGGUGGCGGACAAGAGCGGCAACGCUGCCGUGCUCUGGUCCGAGAGCCAGGAGGGGGAGAAGGACGAGGUGAUUGUGGUUGAAGAGAUGGGCUCCAGCAUCCUGGCCAACAUCCAUUCCUCCGCCGCCGUCAUUUCCACAUCCUCGGUGCCAAACACGGUGAACUCGGUGCCGGUGGCAGCCGCCUACCACCACCCCGAGAACGUCAACGGGUCCGGGGAGCCCGAACCGCUGACCGCAACCAACCCCCACAAUUAUCCGGCCACCAUAUUGGUCCCCCAGGAGCCGGCACUCAACGGUGUCAACAAGGUCCCCGAAGGCGGGGUGGGCGGCAACCUGAAGGCGGGGGGCCCUGAGGCCCUGCGUCUGGCGCCCCUGGGCCCCUCCGGGGUGACAGAGGGCCCCAACACGAGGGAGGCCAGCCUCACCCAGAAGCUGGAGGGGGCCCUGGGCAGCGUGUGCCCACUCCUCAGGGAAAUCAUGGUGGACUUCGCUCCCUUCCUCUCCCGCACCCUCGUGGGAUCGCACGGGCAGGACCUCCUGGUCGAGGGAAAGGGCCUGAGCACCUUCAAGAACAGCACGUCCGUGGUGGAGCUGGUGAUGUUGCUCUGCUCCCAAGAGUGGCAGAACUCGCUGCAGAAGCACGCGGGCCUCGCCUUCAUCGAGCUCAUCAACGAAGGACGGCUGCUUUCCCAUGCCAUGAAGGACCACAUCGUCAGGGUGGCCAACGAGGCAGAGUUUAUCCUCAACCGCAUGAGGGCGGACGACGUUCUCAAGCACGCUGAGUUCGAGUCGCUGUGCGCACAAACGGCAGUGGAUCGGAAGGAAGAGGAGAUGAUGUGCGACCACCUGAUCACGGCCGCGCGGCGACGCGACUCGCUGGUGGCCGGCCGAGCGCUGGAGAAGGUGCUGAACAUCCUGACCAACCGGCACGGCGCCUGGGGCUAUGCCGCCAGGCCCCACAAGGGGGCAACCUGCUCCCCGGGGGAGAACGAAUUCCUGCGGCUGGACGCCUGGGAAGACGACGCCCGCCGGCGGAAGCGACUUGUGCGGAACCCGCACGGGUCGUGCCACCCCGAGGGAACGUUGAAGGCAGCCAUUGAGCAUGGGGCCCCCGAGGACGCCAUUCUGCAGGCCCGUGAAGAGCUGCACCGGCAGCUGGCGGUGACGCGUCGCCAGCACCAGCUCCAGAGCAGCGACCUCCUGGACGACAGCGACUUCUGGGACGACAAAGACCUCGACUCCGAACUCGCAGGGUCCGUAAGUCUUAGCACGAGAUGCCGCCUGAUAGCUCCAGGGAUCACAGCUCCGGGAAUGCUGUCCAUCACCCAGUCAGAACUCUUCUUCGAGGUGGACGAGGACGACAUUGAAUUCAAGAAAAACGACUCCGAGGCGAUCAAGUACUGCGACCACGUGCAUGGCAAGUGGCACUUCUCCGAGAUCCGGGCCAUCUUCUCCCGGCGCUACCUCCUCCAGAACAUUGCCCUGGAGAUCUUCCUUGCCUCCCGAACCUCCAUAAUGUUCGCCUUCGACAGCCAAAAGACGGUGAAGCGAGUGGUCAAGUCUCUGCCUUGCGUCGGUGUCGGCAUCAAGUACGGCAUCCCGCAGACGAGACGAGCGUCCCUCAUGUCAGCGCGGCAGAUCUUCCAGCAGUCCAACAUGACUCAAAAGUGGCAGAGGAGAGAAAUCAGCAACUUCGAGUACCUCAUGUUCCUCAACACCAUCGCAGGACGGAGCUACAAUGACCUGAACCAGUACCCGGUGUUCCCCUGGGUCCUCACCAACUACGAGUCCCCCGAACUGGACCUCAGUCUACCCAGCAACUACAGGGACCUCUCCAAGCCCAUCGGCGCCCUGAACCCGAGCCGCCGGGCCUUCUUCGAGGAGCGCUACGAGACCUGGGAGCACGACGUUAUCCCGCCCUUCCACUACGGCACCCACUACUCGACGGCCGCCUUCACCCUCAACUGGCUCGUCCGCGUGGAGCCCUUCACGACGCUGUUCCUGGCGCUUCAGGGCGGCAAGUUCGACCAUGCCAACCGCAUGUUCUCCUCCGUAGCCCAGUCCUGGAAGAACUGUCAGCGGGACACCUCCGACGUCAAGGAGCUGAUCCCGGAGUUUUUCUACCUGCCCGAGAUGCUGGUGAACAAGAACGGCUACCAGCUGGGACGACAGGAAGACGGCACCGCCGUCGGCGACGUCGCUCUGCCCCCCUGGGCGUCCACGCCCGAAGAGUUUGUGCGCGUGAACCGCAUGGCUCUGGAAUCGGAAUUUGUCUCCUGCCAACUGCACCAGUGGAUCGAUCUGAUCUUCGGCUACAAACAGAGAGGUCCGGAAGCUGUGAGGAGCACAAACGUGUUCUACUACCUCACAUACGAAGGCAGCGUGGACCUCGAGAACAUGAAGGACACGGUCAUGAAAGAGGCAAUUGAAAACCAGAUCAAGAACUUUGGUCAAACGCCCUCCCAGUUGCUGAUGGAGCCCCACCCUCCUCGCAGCUCGGCGAUGCACAUUAGCCCCAUGAUGUUCUCCCCGGUGACGGAGGAGCUGUGCAUGAUCAUGAAGUUCCUGUCCAACUCGCCCAUCUGCCACAUCUCGGCCAACACGUACCCGCAGCUGCCCCUGCCUUCCAUCGUCACAGUCACCUGCAACCAGAACUUUGCGGUCAACCGCUGGAACUGCAACUACUCCGUGCCGAUGCAUUCACCAACAUACUCGGAUACGAACCAGCCGCAGGCGAGCCAGCUUCCACUUGCCAUGGAUCCCUUGCUCAUGAUGAAUGUGGCCCCGCACAAGCGCCACCUGGGUGACACCUUCAGCCAGCACGUGCGCAUGCGCAGCUGUUGCUUCGUUACCACGGUGGACAGCAGGUUCCUGGUGGCCUGCGGCUUCUGGGACAAGAGCUUCCGGGUGUUCUCCACAGAGUCCGCCAAGAUCAUCCAGAUCAUCUACGGCCACUUCGGGGUGGUGACCUGCCUGGCACGGUCCGAGUGCAACAUCACCUCGGACUGCUACAUCGCUUCCGGUUCGGAGGACUGCACGGUGCUGCUAUGGCACUGGAACGCCAGGACGCAGACCAUCGCGGGGGACAACGCCAACCCCGACAUUCCAACGCCUCGUGCCACGCUGACGGGCCACGAAAAUGAAGUGACGUGCAUCGUGGUCUCUGCAGAGCUGGGCCUGGUGAUCAGCGGAUCGAGGGCGGGCCCCGUGCUGGUGCACACGACGAGCGGGGACCUGUUGCGCUCCCUGGAGGCGCCGGAGCACUUCGGCUCGCCCGAGCUCUGCUCCCUGUCCCGGGAGGGCAUGGUGCUCGUCUGCUACGGCCUGGGCAACCUCUGCAACUUCACCAUCAAUGGCCGCCGGCUACGCUCCGAGUCCCAUCACGACAACCUGCAGUGCCUGACACUGAGUCGCGAUGGCGAGUACAUGGUUACCGGCUCUGAGAGCGGCGUCGUGGAGGUGUGGCGCACCUUCAACCUGGCCCUGCUGUACGCUUUCCCGGCCUGCGAGGGCGGAGUGCGGUCUCUUGCCCUCUCCCACGACCAGAAGUUUCUGCUGGCAGGACUUACCAACGGAUCUAUCUCGGUGUUCUACAUAGACUUCAACCGGUGGCACCACGAAUUCCAACAGCGCUACUAGCGGAAACAUUUUGCCGCAUGCCACCGAAUUUUCGAACAGGGAGGAUGACAGUAUCCCCCUACGAUUGCUCAAAAAAAAAAGAAAAAGGACAGCAGCAUACCCAACUCAAGGCCCGCCAACAUAACCCUUAUUUUUUAUUAACUAGCGUCGUAAAACCUACCGAUCGAAUGAAGGAAAAGGGCACAGUUCUGCGAUGCCAACCGUUUCUGUGUCCUAUUAGGGAGUUACGAUUGCGUCACUUCGCUCGCUCGGGGAGUGUGACCAAACUGUUUUUGUGCGUGCCCACUCAUGUAGACAAAAACAAAAAACACGGGUUUUUUUUUCUGGGUGGAGGCGACAUCUCGUUGUUGGCGUGUUUUGAUUUGGCACUUUGUCAUAGUUUGUCCAUAAUUUUUGGAGUUUUUGACGAGUUGUCCGCAGCGAUUGCGUGCGUCCAAUGAGGUUGAUGGCUUUUUUGUUAUUGGCCUCGAAUGAGUUGGAAGUGCACAAUGCAUAGUUUAGGAACUUAAAAUUGAGUUUGAGUUUGUUGAUGAUUGGUUUUUCUCAGAACUCUUUAGAGCUUACAACACAGCUGCCGUAAACUGAUUGUGCGUCAUUCUUGCCUGAAUCUUAAUUUGGGACUGAGGAUGGCAGCUUUUAAGCCAAACACCAGAUAAAUAUUAGCACUUUUUCUUUUUGAGCCGUGUGUGUGGGGUACGUUGGUUUUGCUCGCUGUGUCACCUCGAAUCCGUUAAAAGCGUGCGUGGCUGCACGAAGCAAAUGUUUUUUCGAUCAGCAUUCCAUCCAGCCUCGCGUGGCUUGAGCCACUGUUUGCUCCAAUUACGAGUGUUAUUUUGUGCCACUUUGUUUGUUGGCCUCGAUGGCAAGUGUUUGGUGUGUUUCGCGACGGGAGAGGGAAACGGGAGGAAAGGGCAGGGAGAAAAGAAUCAAGAGGGAAAAAGAAAAAAAGUUGUUUCCGAGCCCCUUUCUGCAUUUUCGUUUCUUUCGGUGUCCGUGUUUACCGCCACGGAAGCGCCGCGCGUCCACAUGUCGCGUAGAACGUAGUUGACCAUUCUUCGUUUUCGUGUUGUCUCCGUAUCUCUGCACUUUCCUUUUUCCUUUCCGUUCUCUUUUUUUUUUUCUUUUUAUCCUGUGAUACACAACUCGUAACACCGGAGAGAAAAAAAAAUGUCCCAUGGGAUAGCGCAGUUUUACGGGAGCAGGGACACGUUAUACAUACAACAUACAAACACCAAUAAAAGCAAUUUGCUGAAUCCAUAUUAUAUAAAUAUAUAUAUAUAUAUAUACUUAUAUGCCAAGAUAGAGUUGCUCGUUUUUGUUUCCGUUUCUUUUUUAUCUCGGCUUUGAAGUUGAAUUGAUCCAUCCCAGUGUAAGAUAUUGCCGCUGCCGCUCUGCAUUCUGAAACCGGAGGUGUCAAACCAUGGUCCUGCCAUUUUUUCCGCAUCCGUUCCACAGGUACUACUACAAAGAGAAGCGCAAGCAUCGAGACUUCAUGCUUGUAUUUUCGGAGGAUGUUGUGAGGUCUUCACCACCUUAAUUUUUUUGCGGUCGUCGCUAUUUUUUUGGAAAGACGAACACUUCUCUGCCGGCUCAUUUUGUUCAGUCACACGUCCCCACCUCGGUGUCGGAAGGGAUCAUUUGAAUGUUCAGAACGUCCGAACUACGUUUGUCGUGGGACGUUUUCAGUACAUCGGCGCUACGUCGAGAGCAUUUACACGCGUGGCGUUUUCGUUGUCUCUAUGCCUGCGAUAGCUACGGGGCUCUGGUUUGGCGAGUAAAACAUUCCUGGGUUGUCGUCGUUUUCACUGCGUCUUCGGUUGUGUCACUGCGGCGUGCUGCGUCGUCGGUCGUUUUGUUUGUUUCGUCUGUUACAGCAACUUGAAUGCUGGCUUGCGAGGAAGAUCCGGCCACUGUGCGAGAGAGAUUUUGCAGACGGUGUUUUUCGCGGCCUCGUGAAUUCUAGUCAGUGUGGCAUUGUGUAAUCGCAAACGCGCACACUUUUAUGAAUGCGCGGCUUGAGCGUAGGUUUACGAUCGGACACUGCAUGGGCGACCUAAUGCAUUAACCUAUAGAAGCGUACUUAAAGCAUAUGCUCUUUCGACUGUCGCACGCCUGAGCCACAUUGAGAGCAAAUCGCGUGGGCGAUCGCAGCUUCCUGGGUGUGAAGGCUUGCAUGCUCUCAAGGUGGCUUAGUUUGCAUGGCAGACUUUUUUUUUUGUUCUUUCUGUUCUUCACAUAUGUGUUCGUAUAGUUUGGGGUGAUUUGAUUAGUAUAUACUACUUCCCUUAUCUCAGCCGUGAACUUGGUGGGUUUUAUCGUGCAUUCUUUGUGUCCUAUCUAUUCCCUGCUUUCUUUUUUUUUCAGGAGGGAGUAAGGUUGUGCAGGUGGUUGGGGGGGAUAACUUUUGUAGUCCUGUUCUUUCCUCUUUUUUUUUUUUUUUCGUGUGUUGGUGGUUGAACUUUUGCUUGACUUUGCAUAGUGUGUUUGCUUUAUGGCGCGAUGUUCUCUGUUACAUUUUGACGGAUUUUUCGGAGAAGAGUCAUUGAUACAUUCCGUUGAGCUUAGGAAUGCCAGUCUGUAAACGACGAACAGAUGUAGGAAAUAAAAGAUGGUGGAUCCUGA